Messenger RNA from Linum trigynum, 3788 nucleotides. The record is from the annotation of a GenBank genome assembly. NCBI's taxonomy places the organism in Eukaryota, Viridiplantae, Streptophyta, Magnoliopsida, Malpighiales, Linaceae.
CCGGGAACGAAAAUCACGAUGAUAACAUUCCUCCUAAACUGAAACAAUUUCCAAAACACUGGAUUGUGACAGAAAACAUGUCCUGAUAUGAUCCCAAAUGGUCCAUUAUACACGUUUAAUUUAUUUGAGGAAGAAGUUAUCGAAGUUGGGAAGAAGAAAAGCAGAAUUUGGCUAAGUCAAAAUCCGUGUUCAGGGUACCUACUUUGGAGGCAUGGUUCUCUCAAUUGGCUUGAUGGAAAUUCAAGGUUAAUGGUUUGUUUUGAAGAUAAAGUUGUCAUAUUUCCAAUGAUAUAUUUUUUGGAUCCAGAAGAUGUCAUUAAUGUUGUUUUCCACGGCCUCAAAGUUGCUACCUCAAAACUGGAAAACUGCCUGAAAAUGACUAAGGCAGAAAACUGUUUUGUGAAGCCUACUUUGGAGCUCAAUUCAAGGAGCAUGGAAGAGAUUCAAGUCAAAAGGCUUCCACAACAUGAAACUAGGUAUGUUUGUGAACAGAACAAAGGGAAGGAAUUGGACGAAGGAUUGGAGUUCUGGAAGGCCUUGAACGAAAGGCGUGAAGUUAGUACGAAAGCUGCUUUUGGACUGUUUACUGGCAGCUUACUUGUGCUUCAAGAAAGGAAGUUUAAACCCGAAUUUUGUGUCCAUUUUAGAUUAGAUUUUUACCUUAAUUGUUUCCUAGUUCUAUUAGGUUUGUAUUAGGUUUAUUUGCCUUUAAAUACCUUCUAGUUUUCGUUGUAAUAGUUAGACUUUGAUUAAUCGAAAAGAAUCCUUUAGGAUUUUUGCAAGUUGCGUACUUGUGAGAGCUUUGGUGGAUUCCAAGCUCGAGUUUAGCUCUGUAUCAAUCAAAACCACAUUCAUCAUGGGAGGGCAAUCUACCUUUAUAUCAUUCGAGCCUUCUUCCACGUGAAAGAUUGCACGUUUGAUCGUUUUAUCCAAACAUCCAAGAACAUCCUUGUUUUAGGUUCGAAUUUCGUUUUAAUCAAUCCAAUCUACCUUUAUAUCAUUCGAGCCUUCUUCCACGUGAAAGAUUGCACGUUUGAUCGUUUUAUCCAAACAUCCAAUAACAUCCUUGUUUUUGGUUCGAAUUUCGUUUUAAUCAAUCCAAUCCUUGGAUUGAUUGUGUUGCUGCGUACUUUGGUAAAAAUACAACCCCCCAAGGUUGCAUUAAGAAGUAUCAGAGCUUGGUUCUACACAAGGGCGAAGAAGUCGAAAACAUGUUGUUUCAUACAAGCAGAAUUCGUCGAGAAACAAGGCAGCCAUGGUGAGUGAAUUAGAACAAGCGAAUUUGACGUCCUAUACUCGCUGUUUGGUGGGCGAGAAGGUGUGCUUUGUGUACGUCAAUAGUGAGAGCCAAUCAAACCUGAUUAGCUCAGGGGCAGUGGCUAAAUUGGGGUUGCUGACUCUAAAACAUCCCGUGCCUCACUCGGUUUUAUUGCUGGAAACAGAAAACUCUGUUUUCGUUACAGAGGAGGUCAUCUUGCCAUUCCGGAUUGGGAGCUACGAAGAUUUCGUUCAGUGCGACGUGGUGCCUUUGUAGAUGACUCAUGUGGUGCUUGGUAGUCCUUGGCAUGUCGAUUGCGGUGCUCGAUGCAGCAGAAGAACGAAUCACAUCAUGUUGAGGCAUUGUGGGAAGCUUUUUGCUCUAAAGCUUCUGUCGCCAGAAGAAGCUGCUGAAAAUCGAUCAACCCUGCUACAAAAGCUCCGUGACGAGGAGGAACAAGCUAAGGAAGUGGAGGAUUCAGCUUGGGAGUCACCGUUGAAGGAGCCGGAGUUUCAGCGCGUUGAAGAAAACCAGCUCGUCGGAGCUGAAGAACUCUGUUUUCCGUCAACAAAGCAGGGCAUGGGAGAGAGAGAAGUGGGUGGAGACUUGGGGACUGAAUCAAUCGAAGCCGACACUGCCAACACACUCGUGGACACCCCAGUAACGAAUACGCUGAGAGCGAUCGCGUCAAAACAAGCUGAAUCGCGGCAUCCGAUUCGGCGUAGAACUCCACUGAAAACGGCAGAACUCGACAUGAAAAUGUUUGAAUGGGAUGGAGAUUCUGAGGUUGAUUCGACACCAAAGGCUGUUGUGGGAUCAUCAAAAACAAUCCCAGGAAGCUAUAGGAUCAUUCAAUUUACCGCGAAGAAUCCUGAAUUGAAAAUGCCCAAUUUGGGAAAUUCAAACCGAAUUGUGAAGAAGUCGAGUCCAAGAAUGGUGAAUCGAAUUUGGAGUUUGAGCGUGAUUCGAGUUAUUCUGACACUUGGGUUAGAUUUCAGGGUUCCCAAGGAUGGUGUAAGGGCAGAGAAACCCGCAAAAAAACUCUGGAAUUAAAAUUUCCCAAUUUCAAUCCUUGGUCGCCGGAAACUGGGUUUGCUUUGCCGAUUUUUGGAUAUUUUGAAAUUCCCCAUGGCUGGAGAUGCGUCAAUGAUGAUUGGGGACGACACAGGCCAAGUCGACGCACAAAAAUUAUGGGGAUCGCUUACUGGAAGCCCUGCGAUGCAGUUAAAGGGCACGAAUUUGAUCAAGAAGGCCCCCAGAAGAAAUCCCCAAUCUGGAAAAUUUUGGCCGGAGUGCUUAAAUGUGAAAAAUCUGAUUCUGUGCCCAGAUUUGGUCAAUUUUUGUGUGGCAGGUGCGUCUGGGAAUACUACCAAGGAGUUGGAACCGAUUGAUGCCAUGUUAGAAGGCGCAAUUUUUGUGGCGCAAAUUGUGUUUGGGCAACCUACUUUCGAUCCGAUUUGGGAUCAAUUCUGUGAACGGUUUGAGCAACGAAAGGCCAAAGUGUUGAGGGCAACACUUUUUCAAGAGGGAGGGCCUAAUAUGAUCUCAAAUGGUCCAUUAUACACGUUUAAUUUACUUGACAAAGAAGCUAUCGAAGUUGGGAAGAAGAAGGGCAGAAUUUGGCCAAGUCAAAAUCCGUGUUCAGGGUACCUACUUUGGAGGCAUGGUUCUCUCAAUUAGCUUAAUGGAAAUUCAAGGUUAAGGGUUUCUUUUGAAGACAAAGUUGUCAUAUUUCCAAUGGUAUGCUUUUUGGAUCCAGAAGAUGUCAUUAAGGUUGUUUUCCAAGGCCUCAAAUUUGCUACCUCAAAACUGGAAACCUGCCAGAAAAUGGCUAAGGCAGAAAACUGUUUUGUGAAGCCUAAUUUGAGCUCAAUUCAAGGAGCAUGGAUGGGACUCAAGUCAAAAGACUUUCACAACAUGAAACUAGGUAUGUUUGUGAACAAAUGGAAGGAAUUGGAUGAAAGAUUGGAGUUCUGGAAGGCCUUGAACGAAAGGCGCGAAGUUAGUGCGAAAGCUGCUUUUGGACUGUUUGUUGCCAGCUUACUUGUGCUUCAAGAAAGAAUGUUUAAACCCGAAUUUUGUUUCAUUUUUAGAUUAGAUUUUUACCUUAAUUGUUUCCUAGUUCUAUUAGGUUUGUAUUAGGUUUAUUUGCCUUUAAAUACCUUCUAGUUUUCAUUGUAAUAGUUAGACUUUGAUUAAUCGAAAAGAAAUCUUUAGAUUUUGUGCAAGUUGAGUACUUGUGAGAGCUUUGGUGGAUUCCGUGCUCGAGUUCAGCUCUGUAUUGAUCAAAACCACAUUGAUCGUGGGCGGGCAUCUACCUUUAUAUCAUUCGAGCCUUCUUCCACGUGAAAGAUAGCACGUUUGAUUCCGUUUUAUCCAAACACCCAAGAACAUCCUUGUUUUUUGUUCGAAUUUCGUUUUAAUCAAUCCAAUACUUGGAUUGAUUGUGUUGCUGCGUACUUUGGUAAAAAUCCAACCCCCCAGGGUUGCAUUAUGUCCAUGUUUGUGAGAAAAAACAUCAGCUGACUGU